CUCACCGCAUAGUGUCAAAAAAUUAAUAGUGUCUUGUUGUUCGAUUUUGUUCGGAUUGGAAGACAGUGCACGUUUCUUUCAGCGAAGUUCAAGAGUAUUCGACACAUGCCAAGCGAUCGAGGAAUUAGGGAGAGAGAAUCAUUUUAAGGGGAGAUUUCCACUCACGUUUUCUAUCAUUGUUCAAGAAUAUUGAUGUCAACAGACAAGUUGCCGAGAAAUGUCGGAGUUAUGGGUCAUGUUAGGUUUAUUAUUCUGUUAUAAAAGUGUACCUCAGGGUUUCGCAACUGGGUUCUCAGAUUCUUCGCAAAGCAAGAAUACUUCGAGUGUCCUACUCAACACCUUCGUCAAAGUGGAGACUUAUGACAAAGAGUUUUCUUCAUUCUUUACUGUAUCAAAAUGUACUACAACAACCGUGCCCUCGAAAGUGAAGGAACAAUCGACGAUUCCUUCAUCGCACAACAGUGAAGCUAACGGACUUUUGUCACCUGAAACGACUCUACCAAUCUUGCCUUCGUUAUCAAGGGUUGUUGUCGCUCUAUCAGGGACAAAUUUACCCACAAACGGCACAAUGUCUAAAAACGUUUCCCCGGAGAGCCGUGCGAGGAGAAUUUCCUCGUUUAACAUCCUAAGUGGAUUUCCCAGUGUUAGUGAUUUUGUAUUAGUAUCAUCAAAGCCUGCUGUUACCAUUCCAGAAAUUGCUACAACCAUAUAUCAAGUAAUUUUUCCGCCUUCUACGUCUGAAGGGAAGAAAUAUUUGUCUCCUUCUCAAAUGGGGGAUUAUUCCAAUGCAGAUAACCCCUCGGCUUUAUCGGAUUUACAAAGUAAAACAGUCAUCGAUCAAAACACUCACUUUUCAAGCGAGAAUUCUAUUUUGGGACGUGAUAACAAUGGUCACACCUCUGUCGGCGGAAGCAGAUUGUUCACAAAAGGACCGCUUUCGUUGACACAGCAGAAUACUAGAUCUUCCGUUUUUCUAAGCUCAUUGAGAGUGGAUAUCGAACCCACAGAAUCACACAUCACUAAAAGUGUUCCAAUUCCUUUCUAUUCCGUGAAAGCUAGUGCUUUGUUGACUCACGCAACGAGAACAUGUGACACCGGUAUGAGAACCACAUUCGUGAGAAGUUUCUCGUCUUUUUCCGGAAUCCCAAAGGUUACUGGGAAUAAAUCGCCUCUGGUAACUUCAUCGUCAUCCGGCACAGCUCACAUGGAUGCCAGUUCUGUGGUGCAUUCUCCAGUUAAAAAAGAGAUUCCUUCCUUUACUUUAAAAGUAAAACCUUCUGUUUUGAGCAGAACAAGAAACCUAACUCCACACACAUCAAAUGCUGCGUUGACCAUUUCGGAAACUCCGUCACUGAAACAGCCUGCCGCUAGCGACGCAAACAGCAUGGCUUCUUUAAUCGACGAAAGUGAAUCCGCACAGCCAUUGAAGAGCCGUUACUCUAGGGAGUUGUCAAGCCAAGUUCAUUCUACAAUUGUGCACGGUCUACGAAGUAAUUCUUUAAAUUCCUCAGCUAAAGACAUUCCUUCUAUUCCUUUCCACGAAACUGUCAUUUCCGUUCUACAAGUACCGGCAACCACUUCCCAAGACUCAUUUUCACUUUCCUUAGUAACAGACAUUUUUGUGCUAUGGGAAAGAAGAAGUCCUUCCCCUACCACAGUUGGCCUCUUACGCACUUCCGUUUCUACUAGUUCUUCAAGGACAGCACAGAAAAUCCAGUUCUCAAGUCAGAGGUCAACAAAACGUUUCACACCUCCAUUAUCGACUGCCCAGAGCAGUUCGAUACUGCCUUUCAAGAGACAUUUGGCAACCACAGUUAGCCUCAACGAGGGUGAUAUGUCCAGCAGUACCUCAACAACUGUACACCAAAUCCGUUACUCUUCUGAGAGGCUCGCUUUUCAAAGCACAGAUAUAAGACUUUUGAACAGUAGAUCAGAGAUCAUAGAUCAGAACCUCUCCCCGUCUUUGCAACUAUCGGCAAAGCUAAGUGACACAGUUCUAGAUCUGCAAACCUCAAACCCUUCGGUCACGGCGAGAAUCUCAAGGUUACCAAAGACAAACGAUCCUUCUACCACUCCUAUUUACAGCCAGGGACGACUCUCUGUAAAUACCUCAAGGGUUGAAGAUGGAAUCUCCUCUACUUCCCCUUGGAAUGCUGUCAUGUCAACUAGACAGCUUACACCUUCGUCUCCCGACUUUAGAUACCACCCCCGGGUAUCCCUCAGGCAAACUUCCAGUUUUGCUGGUAUGAGCAAAUCCAGCACUCAGAUGUUAAAUUCAACGAUUUCCACCGAAAAUCGACAUGAACCUGUUUUCUCCUCCCUUGUGAGAAGAUCUACGUGGAACAGUGUGAUUACGUCGUCAUCUCCUGUUUUCAGGAGCCCUUCCCAAAUGUCACAACAAAAAAAUCCCAUUUUGAGGGGUGUGAGCCUUACUACACGCCAGAUCUUGCUCACAACGAUAAGUAACAAAAGUGGACAUCACACAAUCUUAUCAUCCUCUUCUGUGAACAGAUUCACAUCGACAAGAAAAGUUAUGCCAUCGUCUUCCAGCUUGGAAAUUCCCUCAAAAUCUCACGGGAAAAGUUCUCUUUUUGCUGGUGUAAGCCAUCCCACCCCUCAGAUAAUAGUUUCGAAGAUUUCCUCCGAAAAUGGACAGAAAGUUCUUUCUUCUUCUUCUUCCACUUUGAGCCGAUUUGCGUCGACAUCGUUUGCAUCAUUUCCUGGCACGAAAGGCCCAUCUCAAGAGUCUCACAGGAGAAGUUCUGUUCACCAACUUGCUAGUAGCUCCACUAUCGUCCACACUCAGAUUUCAGCCAAUGCGUCAUGGACUGGGAGUGGAAUGCUUUUUUCUUCAAAAAUUUCAGCGUCCUCUAUGGAAAGUGCCUUGCCUGAAACCUCCCACGCGAAGAGCUUCUCCCAAUUAUCAGACAUACGCCGUUCCGCUACAUCCAAAGAUCAGAACAGCAUCUUAUUCUCCAAGUUCACAGUGGCAACAUACAUCGAUAAAAGCAAGUUGCAGACUUCCCCAUCAACGGUGUCAACUACCUUGUUAGAAACAGAAAUACCCUUUGGAACGAUUGUUCUUAUUCCAGGUGUAAGCUCAAAAAACCAUGAGGCAACCGAAACAGACUCAGUGGUCCCAACUCGGACGAGGUCACCUACAGAUACUUUAGUCACACUCCCUGGGAACAUUUCCACAGAGCCUCCGACAGCUGUAUCAAGUGAUUUUGGUCAAAUUAAGCUCCUUAUCAUAGUUGCCAUCAUUCCAAGUGUCCUCUUGUGUGCAUUCUUCUGCGCCUUCCUUGUUUAUCGACGCAGUCGAAAGCGCAGAAACAAGUCCGUGUACUCUAUAAAACUAGAAUAUGCCGACGAGAACAGCGGUUUUCGAAAACGAUGCGUAAACAGUCGGUUAGAUUUGAGUCUAAAAGGAAUUCACAUAGACUUGGAAUUUCCAUACGACUGUGAACGUCGCGGAAGCUAUGUGCGGGACAGUUAUUCCCGCGGGUCUACCUUGAGCGAGACCCAGAUGCGGGAAUUGCAAAUUCUAUCUCAAGAAUGCAAGGAAAAUAUGGAAUGGAUCAGCGAGGUGAUUGCUAGAGAGAUGGAGGCCUCUAUUAGCGGUCGCAAUCUGCCUUUAACCCGUAAUAGUGUUUGCUCUGUGAAAGAGAAAGAGAAUUAUGAAUCGAACGAAAAAUUACGCAGUAUUGUGCGAAGGGAGUCCUCUAAGAGAGGGAGAGAAAUAGUGAAAUGGAAGAUUCCCGUAGUACAGCGGCGAGAUUCGGAGGAUUUUGAUCAAAGGGACUCCAUGUGCACAGAUGACACGACAUUAGAGUUGAAGGAUGGGCAAAGAUCACCACCGAGACACUGUGGAGAAAAUAAAAGAAAGGUUUGUUCUAAAUCAAAUCAUGCUAUGCAGGACCGCGCAGAUGAGACCAACGAAGACAAAGGAUUUCAAGUCCAGCUAUCAAAGAAAACAUUUGACAAUAAGGUAACCCAAGAAACUGGUAAAAAUGAGAAAGAUAUUGUGGAAAAUACGCCAUUAACAUUUGAUUUGAAUGCUGAAAAGGAUGAUUCAUCUCGAGAGAAACGUUCUUCAUUUUCUGCUAUGAUGUCUCAAGUAAUUUUAUACCUACUCGUCGAGCUAACGAAGAGGUUAAGGCAUAUGAUGUUCUCUUCUGGUGCCGGGAAACAACAUCUAAAGCGGAAAGCUGAGGAUGUCUCGUUCGAUUUUGACACAGAUGGACCGGUCGCUAAGAGGGAGGCCUUUGCACGAUCUCGAUUGCCAACUUUGUUGAAUGUUGAAGGAGCCGGUCAGUGUAUUGCUGUUUUAACAAGCGGUGGAGAUGCACAAGGUAUGAAUGCUGCCAUCAGAGCUGUAGUAAGGAUGGGUAUCUAUGCAGGAGCCAGGGUGUUUACUGUUUGGGAGGGUUACCAGGGAUUGGUAGAUGGUGGUGAUAACAUCAAAGAAGUCAGAUGGGAGGAUAUGUCUGGGAUCAUCCAGCUGGGAGGAACAGUCAUUGGAAGUGCUAGAUGUGAAGAUUUUAAAUCACGCAAAGGUCGCUUAACAGCUGCCAAGAACAUGGUGACUUUAGGCAUAACAAAUUUAAUUGUUAUUGGAGGUGAUGGUAGUUUAACAGGUGCUAAUCUGUUCAGACAAGAAUGGCAAGAGCUUUUGGAAGAACUUGUGGAAACUGGUGCUGUGACAGAAAAAAUGGCUAAAGAAAACAAUCACUUAAAUAUUGUGGGAAUGGUUGGCUCAAUUGACAAUGAUUUCUGUGGCACUGAUAUGACUAUUGGAGCCGAUUCAGCACUUCAUAGGAUUUUUGAAGCCGUAGAUGCCAUUACAACAACAGCUUCAAGCCAUCAGAGGACUUUUGUCCUAGAAGGGAUGGGGAGACACUGUGGAUACCUUGCUCUUGUUACAGGCUUGGGAGUUGGUGCCGACUAUAUUUUCAUUCCUGAAUGGCCAGUUCAAGAAGGAUGGGAGGAAACCAUGUGCAAUCACUUAAAAAAAGUCAGGAAUAGUGGUAGACGCUUAUGCAUGAUUAUUGUGGCAGAGGGUGCCCAGGAUGUAGCAGGAAAUCCUGUCACUGCUAAUGAUAUUAAGGAGCUUGUCAAGACAAAGCUUCAUCAUGAUGCACGAGUUACAAUGCUCGGACAUGUCCAGAGAGGAGGGGUCCCAUCUGCAUUUGACAGAAUUCUGUCCUGUCGAAUGGGAGCAGAGGCAGCCCUUGCUGUGCUGGAUGCCAAGCCAGAUACCGCUCCAUGUGUAAUCUGCCUAGAUGGAAACAAAGUCACCAAAAGACCACUCGUGGAGUGUGUUAAUAGGACUCUGGCUGUCAAGGAAGCAACGAAAGCAAAGGACUUUGAAAAAGUUGUUGAACUAAGAGGAAGAACCUUCCGGAGCAACAUCGAGAUUUUCAAAGUGUUGAAGGAAGUCGAGCCUCCAGCCUCCAGCCAGUGUGACAUUUCUGGCAAUUGCAAAUCUGGUCACACCCUGGCAGUCAUCAACAUUGGUGCCCCCGCAGGCGGCAUGAGCACUGCUGUCCGUGCCUUUGUCCGCUUCUCACUCUACCAGGGGCACAGGGUUUUCGGAAUCAGAGAUGGCAUCAAUGGACUCUUUGAUGACAAGGUGGAGCAGCUGGGAUGGCUUCAUGUCGACGCCUGGGCUUGGGCAGGUGGAUCCAAACUGGGAACUACAAGAACCUUACCCUCUAAAGAUAUGCAGAAGGUGGCAGAAAAGCUUUCCAAGCAUGGUAUUCAAGGGCUGUUGGUUAUUGGAGGCUUUGAGAAUUGUGACCGCAUCAAGCAGUCUGCCAGCAGUGCAACAAGACGAGUGUUUGUUGUUGAGUGCAUGGGUGGUUAUUGCGGUUAUCUAGCAACCAUGAGCGCCCUUGCGAGUGGUGCUGACGCAGCGUACAUCUUCGAAGAGAAGCUUACUCUUAGAGAUUUAAAGAACAACAUCGAGCAUUUAAUCGACAAGAUGAAAGGUUCUGUCCGAAGAGGACUCAUCUUGCGAAACGAGAAAUGCAGCGAAAACUACACAACUGACUUCAUCGCGGCUCUAUAUCGGGAGGAGGGAGAGGGACUUUUCACUGUCAGAACCAAUGUGCUCGGUCACGUUCAGCAGGUGAGAGAUUG
This is a messenger RNA of Stylophora pistillata, 6141 nucleotides long. Its product is annotated as ATP-dependent 6-phosphofructokinase, muscle type. Gene Ontology annotation, biological process: fructose 6-phosphate metabolic process; fructose 1,6-bisphosphate metabolic process; canonical glycolysis. The record is from RefSeq and is a predicted model, not a curated record. Gene Ontology annotation, molecular function: 6-phosphofructokinase activity; monosaccharide binding; identical protein binding. Gene Ontology annotation, cellular component: 6-phosphofructokinase complex; cytoplasm. NCBI's taxonomy places the organism in Eukaryota, Metazoa, Cnidaria, Anthozoa, Scleractinia, Pocilloporidae.